AUGAAGUCGUACACUCUCCCCAUCGUUUCAUUGCUGGGCUCUGCCUACGCUGCCUCCCAUUCCGUCGACGUUGGUGAGGACGGUCUGGUCUUUUCUCCCAACUCGACCACUGCUGCUGUUGGUGACACUGUCACUUUCCACUUCUACCCUCGUGCCCACGGUGUGGCUCGCAGCAGCUAUGCUAGCCCUUGUGCGGCCAUGGACAAUGGCUUCAACUCUGGCUUUGUCAAGGUUGCAAGCGGCGAGUCGGACACGACGUUCACGAUCACCGUCAACAAUACUGAUCCGAUUUGGUAUUAUUGCCCGCAAGGAGAUCAUUGUCAGGCUGGCAUGGUUGGUGUGAUUAAUCCUCCGUGA
This is a messenger RNA of Aureobasidium uvarum, 357 nucleotides long. Lineage: Eukaryota; Fungi; Ascomycota; Dothideomycetes; Dothideales; Saccotheciaceae. The record is from the annotation of a GenBank genome assembly.